Messenger RNA from Neurospora crassa OR74A, 1488 nucleotides. RefSeq lists its product as hypothetical. The transcript has 2 exons. The coding region runs from base 356 to 1366 and encodes 336 amino acids. The record is from RefSeq and is a predicted model, not a curated record. Lineage: Eukaryota; Fungi; Ascomycota; Sordariomycetes; Sordariales; Sordariaceae.
CUGGGACAUGAUGUUCAGGUUCAGAAAGGCCGCUAUCACGAAAAUGGAAAACUGGUGAUGCCGUACUCUCCAAUAAACCUGGCGAUAUCCAAUAGGGUAUUUCUGGUUAAACCAAAAACCACCCCGCCGGUUACACGUAGCCUAGGGCGCCUACGGAGCAAGGAUGGAUUACCUAGCUGCCUCGUGGCGCAGUGUGAGGCGGCAUUCCAUUCGGAGUCCGGAGUUGUCGUGACAGUCGGAUUGAUUAGCCUGGGUUAGUUUCUGGCGGGAUCUUGAAAAGAGUAUAUAAGGGUAGAGAUAGCUUGUCGGCCCCGUUCCAGUCUAUAGCCUUGUUCUUUACGCUACUUUCUACAGGAUGUGUCCCAAAGGCAACAUCACACUGAACAUGUCGUCGUCAUCUGCUCUGAGUCUUGAAGAGAAGGAACACUUCCUCACUCAUGGCUGGGUCAAGAUCCCGGCUGCCUUCACGCAGCAGAGAGCACAGGAAAUCAUCGCCAAUGUUUGGACGAGACUAGGAAUGGAUCCAAACGACAAGUCCACCUGGAACAAAGAACGUGUCAACAUGCCCUCACAUAUGGAGUUCGACGCUGCAGACUUUGCCCCUCGUGCCUGGGCAGCCAUCAGCGAGCUUUGCGGCGGCGAGGAUAAGAUCGCGAACUGGUCGAAGAAGUGGAAGGACUCCCUUAUCGUCAACCUGGGCACACCACAGAAAGAAGGGAAACCAGUCCCCCCGCAAAAGCUGGACAAUUGGCACGUCGAUGGUGACUUCUUCGUCCACUACCUUGACAGCCCGGAGCAGGGCCUGCUCGUCAUUCCUCUCUUCACCGAUAUCAUGCCCGAGGGCGGCGGGACCAUGAUCUGUCCGGAGGCAAUCCCUAUCCUCGCCAAACACCUGUACGAGCAUCCCGAGGGUGUCUCGCCACGUAUGGCACCCCGCAGCGAUGCCGAGUUCAAGCAAGAGCAGCAUCUCAACUGGUUCAACAACACGGCCAAGGGUUGCACCCAGUUUGUCGAGGCAACAGGCAAGGUCGGAGACGUGUACUUACUUCAUCCGCUGAUGCUGCACUCGGCCUCCAGCAACGCGAAGAGGAACGUCCGCAUCAUUACCAACCCGCCAGUAGCGCUGAAGCAGCCGUUCAACUUUGAUAGGGAGGACGGCAACUAUUCACUCGUCGAGCAGGUGACGUUGCGGGCUCUUGGAAAAGACCGCCUGGAAGGCUGGAAGAUUACCAGGCCAAGAGAACAGAUUGUCCCGGAGAGAGUCAGGAUCCAGGAGAGGAUGAAGCAGGAGGAGCUGGCGAGGUUGGAGGCUUUGAAGAAGGCGGCCGGCCCGGGAGCAUCACAGGGUGUACAGGCGGCGGCAUGAUAUUUUGCGGACGUUGUGCGUUAUUGUACGAUUUUCUAGUAGGACAGCUUAUGUCAAAGUCAACAUAAAGAAGUUGGAGAUAUGGGAUGAUGAAACUGCAAAAAAGAACCUCAAUGGCCGGC